Messenger RNA from Liolophura sinensis, 3252 nucleotides. Its product is annotated as deoxynucleoside triphosphate triphosphohydrolase SAMHD1-like. Bases 145 to 2076 code for a protein of 643 amino acids. Gene Ontology annotation, molecular function: dGTPase activity; protein binding. Gene Ontology annotation, cellular component: nucleus. Lineage: Eukaryota; Metazoa; Mollusca; Polyplacophora; Chitonida; Chitonidae. Gene Ontology annotation, biological process: dGTP catabolic process. The transcript is spliced from 16 exons. The record is from RefSeq and is a predicted model, not a curated record.
ACUUAAAGCGGCGAGUUUGAACGGUGACAGUCGGAUUACGCACAGCUCAUUAUCAGCUUACGUUCGUUUUUCGGCAACCUGCAGCUGAAACGGUAGUGCUCACAUGUCAGAUUAAAUGUACAUUUUAUCCAAUUUUAACUGAGUAUGCUGAAAAACAAUGACAAGAGAACCGCGAAGGACGAUAAUGCUGCGUACACUGACGUGGACAGUACAACACCACCACCAUGUGCAAAGCGACCCCGGAUAGAUGCCUGGAACGUGACAAUACAGCCGGACAACUGGACAGUUGAACAAAUGAGGAAUUAUUUAGAAAGCUGUGGCCUUCGGGAUAUUGGGCAGGUCUUCAAAGUGCAAAAAAUAUCGGGAGACUCUAUUUCAUCAAUAACGGAGAAGAAACUGGAAGAAAUGGGUAUACAUGACAUGCACACAAAGUGGAAGACCCUUGCAGCUUUGGAAGAACUUGAGCCAUGUCCUGCACUUUCGCCUUGCAAAGAUUCUACAUUAUGUAAAGUGUUCAACGACCCGAUACAUGGCCACAUUGAACUCCACGCACUGUGUGUCAAGGUUAUUGAUACGCCACAGUUCCAGCGCUUACGCUAUAUCAAGCAGCUUGGGGGAUGUUACCUGGUGUUUCCAGGGGCAUCACACAAUAGAUUUGAGCACAGCAUUGGUACGUGUUAUCUGGCAGGUGAAAUGACAAGGGCUCUAAAGAUGAAACAACCAGAGUUGAAGAUUACAGAGGAGGACAUUCUCUGUGUGCAGUUAGCCGGGCUCUGUCAUGAUCUAGGUCAUGGGCCAUUUUCUCAUUUGUUUGAUCAGUGCUUCAUACCAGCAGUUGAUCCAGAAAGUCCUUGGGAACACGAGAAGGCAUCAGUAGCCAUGUUCCAGUAUCUCUUGGACGAUAAUGGUUUGAAGGAGGUGUUCAAUGUGUAUGGAUUGUUUGACAGAGACAUUGAGUUCAUUAAAGAACUAAUCAAUGGACUCCCAAAACAGAAGGAAGGCGAAAAAGACUGGCCCUGCCUGGGAAGAGGACGCAAGAAGAGCUUUUUAUAUGAGAUUGUGGCAAACAAGCGCAAUGGAAUUGAUGUGGACAAAUGGGACUAUUUUGCUCGAGACUGUCAUAAUUUGGGAAUUCGCAAUAGUUUUGACCAUGAUAGGUUCAUCAAGUUUGCACGCGUCAUAGAUGUUAAUGGACUGCAGAUAUGCUCAAAAGAUAAGGAGGCAGGCAACUUGUAUGAGAUGUUUCAUACUCGUAAAGCACUGCAUGAGAGGGCAUAUCAGCACCCUGUGAAUAAAGUGGUAGAGUCCAUGAUUACUGAGGCACUGGUAUUGGCAAAUGAUCACAUAAAGUUUCGUGGUGAAAAUGGGGAAUUGAAAAAAAUGUCAGAGGCUGUGGACGACAUGGUAGCAUUCAGCAAAAUGACAGAUUCCGUUUUCGAACAAAUCAGGAUAAGUGAAGAUCCCAAGCUGAAAAAAGCCCAAGAGAUAGUGAGAAAGAUCCAAACAAGACAAUUAUACACAUGUGUUGGGCAGUCUUGGCCAAAGCCAAACUUUGAGGUUAAAAGGAUUGACAUUCCAAAGAUAUUAAGUGAACUGGAAGAAAUGGUAAAAGACGACUGUAAAUCACUUGACAUCAACAUGACGAAAGAUGACCUCCAUCUGCAUGUUGUGAAUUUGGAUUAUGGGAUGAAGAAAGAUAACCCUAUUGACCGUGUCCACUUUUAUUCAAAAGAAAAACCAAACGAGGCAGUCAAGAUCAGGAAAGAACAGGUGUCCAUGAUGCUUCCAAAUACUUUCUCGGAGCAGAUUAUUCGGUUGUACAUCAAAAGGCAUGAUGGAAAUCUUCUAAAGAAAACUGAAGUUGUCUCAAGACUUUUCAGCUGUUUCAGGGAGUGGUGCUCGAAAAAUGGCAUGAAUGAAGCAAAGAGUGGGAAGCUAGCUGUAGAGAUGACAUCUGUCAAGACCAAAGAAACCGCUAAUGACCAGGUGACACCGUGGAAAGGCAGUGAAGGACACGCUUCUAAGUCUGUGCAGGGAAAGUGUAAAGCCAAACAGAAAAUACUUGAUAAAUUCUGAUGUUGCACUGGAACUACAAAAUACAGCCACAAUUUUAGUCUGAACCAAAUUUCACUGGCCAACCUGUGUUGUUAAGAUUUUAUUUUUGUGUAUUUCAUGCCUUUUACUGUAUAAAUAACUCUUUUAUGUGCACAAUUGUUAGAGAAGGAGAAUGCUGUUUGUUUUCCAUGUUUUAGGUUAUUGUGAUAUUGUAAUAUAUAUGGAAUGUCUGCCAUUUUUAUGUUACAGACAUAACUGUCAUCGUUGUUUUCUUUAAUUUUUAUAUCUUUUUUUUUUCCAUUUCCAAACUUUUAUAUCUCCCAAUGAUUAUGCCUAUCUAGAGAUUUGAUUUCGUUUACUUUUUUCUGUUUGAUUUAUAUGCCUAUCCAGAAAUUUGAUUUCAUUUACUUUUUUUUCCGUGUGAUUACAAUAUUGCUAUAUUCGUUAGGGUAAUCCAUGCUCAGUUUUAAUCCAUUGUCACUUUGUCAAAGAUUGGCUUUGUUUUAUUAUGUAUUCUGUAAUUGAAAUAUGUAUUCCAUGGAGUAUUUUAUCCCUUUCAUUAUUUUCUUUUUAUUAUAACCAUAUUAUACUGUUGAAUAUUUUAGUUUUGAGUUUUGUUAAAUUUUGUGGUCAUGCAAACAUGGACGGUUUAAAACCACCCUGGUUGUGUGACCAUAAGUAUGAAGUGCCUUGAGAAGAUUUCUUUGCAAACAUCAGGCUAUUAGGUGCUUUUAUUGUUUUCUGGGUUUAUGUCAAUGAAAAACAGGAUAUUGGCAUACACAACAUGCAGUUUUAACCUUAGCACACUUCAUAUUUCUGUGCUUUUGCAAUUACAGUACAUGUUUAUAUCCUGCCCUUACAGGAUAUUUUAAUUUACAUUUUGGGUACUAGUACUCCACUAACAUGUAUGUUUUACAUUAAGUCUGCAUUUAAUACACCUUUGUUUUUUUCAAAGAGCAUAGCACAUGCAUGUGUAUUACUGUACACAUGUUCAAUGUGUCAUGCACCAUGAAUAUACAAAGUUUACACAGUAUUCUGUGAUAGGUCAUAAACAUUAAAUACUCACUACUCUCAGUCUACAGGACACAUUUGUUUUAUAAUCACCACCCACAUAAUUAAGUCAUUAGUAUUAAAUCUGUGUCAGUGCACAUGGAGUGCAAUAACUUUGUAAUAACUAAUUUGGUGAAGUUCACUGCC